AUGAAAAUGAAGGAAGACUCAGAAGGAAAAAGGGCAAACCUUCUUCAGGGGUUUAUAAAAUCCAAGGAAGAUUCAGAAGAAAAAAAGGCAAACCUUCUUCUGGGGUUUAUAAAAUCCAAGGAAGAUUCAGAAGAAAAAAGGGCAAACCUUCUUCAGGGGUUUAUAAAAUCCGAGGAAGAUUCAGAAAGAAAAAGGGCAAACCUGCUUCAGAUGAUAAUACAAACCAAGGAUGAUUUAGUACAAGAAAAUGAAAACCUACUUCAGGAGUUGAAUAAAACAGAGGAAGAUUCAGAAAGAAAACAGUCAGAAAUUCUUCAGGUGUUCAAGAAAACUGAGGAAGAUUCAAAAAGAGAGGUGGCAAAAUUUCUUCAGGAGUUUCAGAAAACUGAGGAAGAUUCAAAACGAGACGAGGCAAAUCUUCUUCAGGAGUUGAAUAAAACUGAGGAAGACUCAAAAAGAAAAAAGUCAGAAAUUCUUCGGGUGUUAAAGAAAACUGAGGAAGAUUCAAAACGAGAAAAGGCAAAUCUUCUUCAGGAGUUAAAGAAAAAUGAGAAAGAUUCAGAAAGAAAAAAGUCAGAAAUUUAUCAGGAGUUAAAGAAAACUGAGGAAGGGUCAAAACAAGAGGAGGCCAAAAUUUUUCAGGAGGUAAAGAAAACUGAGGAAGAUUCAAAACAUGAGAAAGCAAACCUACUUCAGGAGUUAAAGAAAAGUGAGGAAGAUUCAAAUCGAGACGAGGCAAAAUUUCUUCAGGAGUUUCAGAAAACAGAAGAAGAUCUAAAACGAGAGGAGGCAAAACUUCUUCAGGAGUUAAAGAAAACGGAGGAAACUUCAAAACAAGAGGAGGCAAAACUUCUUCAGGAGUUAAAGAAAACUGAGGAAGAUUCAGAAAGAAAAAAGUCAGAAAUUCUUAAGGAGUUCAACAAGCUGAGGAAGGUUCAAAACGAGAAAAGGCAAAUCUACUUCAGGAGUUAA
Xyrichtys novacula (pearly razorfish) is the source of this 972-nucleotide messenger RNA. The record is from the annotation of a GenBank genome assembly. Lineage: Eukaryota; Metazoa; Chordata; Actinopteri; Labriformes; Labridae.